AUGAAAUGCUUACUGCGCGCGUGCGGGACGGCACUGGGGAAUACUACGCCGAGAUGCACUGCGAGGAGGGGUUUUGGGAUUCAGACUCAGACUCAGACUCAGACUCGGGCUCAAAGGAGGAAGGCGUCGACGAGGGCCGGGAAGGGGUUGAAAUAUCCGGUGGCUGAUCACCAUUAUGAUGCGAUUGUUGUUGGUGCUGGAGGGGCCGGUCUACGUGCGGCUGUUGGGUUGGCCGAGUCGGGGUUGGAGACUGCUUGUAUAACUAAACUGUUCCCUACUCGAUCCCAUACCGUUGCCGCCCAAGGAGGUAUAAAUGCAGCUCUGGGGAAUAUGACAGAAGGUACAUCAUCCCCAUUAUCAGGAACCCCUAGAAAUACUUAUAGGAUUCUAGAUGAUUGGCGCUGGCACAUGUACGACACAGUCAAGGGGAGCGAUUGGUUAGGUGACCAAGACGCAAUCCACUACAUGACGCGCGAAGCCUCCAAAGCCGUCUAUGAGCUAGAAAACUACGGCAUGGCUUUCUCUCGGACGGAAGAUGGACGGAUCUACCAACGUGCCCUAGGAGGCCAAUCCUUAAACUACGGCAAAGGAGGGCAGGCGUACCGGACAGCAUGUGCUGAAGAUCGAACCGGCCAUGCUAUGUUGCACACGCUGUACGGUCAGAGUCUGAAGCAUGAUACUAACUUUUUUAUCGAGUAUUUCGCCCUGGACCUCAUAAUGGUCGACGGGGCUUGCGCGGGCGUGAUAUGUUUGAGCAUGGAAGAUGGGACGAUCCAUAGGAUGUUUGCGCGGAACACCGUCCUCGCCACGGGAGGCUACGGAAGAGCGUAUUUCUCUUGCACAUCAGCACAUACCUCCACCGGCGAUGGAAACGCCAUGGUAGCACGAGCAGGCUUGCCAAACCAAGACAUGGAAUUCGUACAAUUCCACCCUUCCGGCAUCUACGGCGCUGGAGUGCUCAUCACCGAAGGCGCUCGGGGCGAAGGUGGGUACUUAUUAAACGGAAAUGGGGAGCGCUUCAUGGAGCGCUAUGCGCCCACAGCAAAGGAUCUCGCAUCCCGAGACGUAGUCUCGCGCUCAAUGAACAUGGAGAUCAAAGCCGGGCGCGGCUGCGGACCAGAAAAAGACCAUAUCCACCUCCAACUCUCCCACCUACCCAAGGAAAUCAUCCGCGAGCGACUCCCCGGUAUUGCGGAAACGGCAAGUAUCUUCUCCGGCAUAGAUAUUACCAAAGAGCCCAUCCCGGUGCUCCCAACGGUUCAUUAUUGCAUGGGUGGUAUCCCUACGAAUUACAAAGGCCAGGUGAUAUCCGUCGCUGAAGAUGGGAAGGAGAAGACAGUCCAAGGCCUAUAUGCCGCUGGCGAGGCAGCAUGUGUCUCGGUCCACGGCGCGAAUCGUCUUGGGGCCAAUUCAUUACUUGAUAUCGUAGUGUUUGGCAGAGCGGCAGCUUUACACAUCGCGGAAAAUAACGACAAGGGAGCACCACAUAUUCAAGCUCCAGAAGACGCGGGCAAUCAAUCCCUGGAGGACCUCGAGAGGAUAAGAACCGCUUCAGGCGAUAUCCCCAGCGCUAAGCUCCGUCUCGACAUGCAGAAAGCAAUGCAAACCGACAUCGCCGUGUUCCGCACGCACGACUCCCUCUCCUCGGGCUACUCCUCCGUGCAGCAGGUCGAGCGGGAUUUCCUCGAACGCCUCAGUGUGACGGAUAGGAGUCUGAUCUGGAACAGCGAUCUGGUUGAGACGCUGGAGAUGCGGAAUUUACUAACGUGUGCAAGUCAGACCGCGAGGAGUGCGUUGGAUAGGACGGAGAGUCGCGGGAGUCAUGCAAGGGAGGAUUUCCCCGACCGUGAUGAUGCGCGCUGGAUGCAUCAUACGCUGAGUUGGCAGAAGGAGGGAGAGGAUGUAAGGCUUGGAUAUAGGGAUGUUGUUAUGAAUACCCUGGAUGAGACUGAGUGUGCUAGUGUGCCGCCUAUGACGAGAUCAUAUUAG
Molecule: messenger RNA, 1989 nt
Organism: Venustampulla echinocandica
Lineage: Eukaryota; Fungi; Ascomycota; Leotiomycetes; Helotiales; Pleuroascaceae
Product: Succinate dehydrogenase [ubiquinone] flavoprotein subunit, mitochondrial
Exons: 3
Coding region: 1-1989 (662 amino acids)
Biological process (GO): tricarboxylic acid cycle; mitochondrial electron transport, succinate to ubiquinone
Molecular function (GO): electron transfer activity; flavin adenine dinucleotide binding; succinate dehydrogenase (quinone) activity
Source: RefSeq, a predicted model, not a curated record